UCCACCCUCGACACUCUACAAGACUGUACAGCGUUCCCCUCACGACUCCUCUCUUCUCACCGGUCUCAUCACCGACACAUCUAUCACAAUGUCUGGAGGAAUCUCUUCCGUCAUCUACCAGACCCUCUUCCGGAGGAACGCUGUGUUCCUGUCUUCUAUCUUCGUCGGUGCCUUCGCCUUCGAGAUUGCCUUUGACACCGCCUCGAACAAGGUCUGGGACUGCCUCAACAAGGGCCGCCAAUGGAAGGACAUCCGUCACAAGUACAUCCAGGCAGCCCAAGAGGAGGAUGAUGAGUAGAGGAUGGGACUGUGAUGCAGUCCCCUUUUCACCUCAGCACAGAGCGAAAAUACCAAUGUAACUUGUUAUCAUACUGAUUGGGAAAUGGUAGCGGACUGGAAAUAGAGUUCUUUGUUCUUCAUAUGUAACACCUGAGGGCACCCAGUGUUUAAUCUAGCGUAGAAAAUAACAUAGGAAAAUCAAACUCCCAUAUAACUGAUUCCA
Molecule: messenger RNA, 502 nt
Organism: Paecilomyces variotii
Lineage: Eukaryota; Fungi; Ascomycota; Eurotiomycetes; Eurotiales; Thermoascaceae
Product: UQCRX/QCR9 like ubiquinol-cytochrome C reductase family protein
Exons: 5
Coding region: 89-298 (69 amino acids)
Biological process (GO): mitochondrial electron transport, ubiquinol to cytochrome c
Source: RefSeq, a predicted model, not a curated record